Messenger RNA from Bipolaris sorokiniana ND90Pr, 252 nucleotides. RefSeq lists its product as uncharacterized. The transcript is spliced from 3 exons. Bases 1 to 252 code for a protein of 83 amino acids. The record is from RefSeq and is a predicted model, not a curated record. Lineage: Eukaryota; Fungi; Ascomycota; Dothideomycetes; Pleosporales; Pleosporaceae.
AUGGGCCGAGCAGGCUACGACACAACCUACGUCUGCACGACGACCGACUCUGCCGCAACCACCGCAAUCGCAAUGGCAGAUGCCCAACGCACCAAAGACGCCAAAACCGCAGAGCAACAAGCAUCAGCAGCCAACGAAGCAAAGCUCAUCAAGAACAAGCAUUCGCGCGGGAUCGUGGCUGCGCGAUUGGCGAUGCAGGAAAAGACUACUUCUGCUGCGGCGAAGAAGCAGAGUGGGAGUGGGAAUUCUUGA